Messenger RNA from Cutaneotrichosporon cavernicola, 2328 nucleotides. RefSeq lists its product as uncharacterized. Bases 1 to 2328 code for a protein of 775 amino acids. Gene Ontology annotation, molecular function: RNA binding. Lineage: Eukaryota; Fungi; Basidiomycota; Tremellomycetes; Trichosporonales; Trichosporonaceae. The transcript has 2 exons. Gene Ontology annotation, cellular component: P-body. Gene Ontology annotation, biological process: deadenylation-dependent decapping of nuclear-transcribed mRNA; P-body assembly. The record is from RefSeq and is a predicted model, not a curated record.
AUGUCGUUCUUUGGGUUCGACACUGCACUCCCAGAUGACCCCCGCUCCAAGGGCUCGGGCUUCCACGCACAUGCCGACACGGAUGCGUUCCACAUGGGCGGCGCUGGCGUCGAGGAAGAUCUCGCCAUCUACCAGUGGGGCGAGGGUGACACUUCACUGCUCGAUGGCGGCGACGAACUUAACGACGAAACGUUCGGCGGCUUCGAUGACAUUGCCGCCGACUUCAACUUUAGUGCGGCGCCCGCGCCCGCGCUGGCGAACAAACCGCGCGUGGCGUCUACCAAGAGCCACUUUGGGCCUAAAGCUGUAGCGGACCCAUUCGCAAUGACUGAGGACGACUUUUACACGUCGUCGUCGCGCCCGGCACCCAAGAAGGUGCAGAAGCAGAAGAAGAAGGAGCCUGAGCCUGCUUGGGCGCACGCAUCGCCGGCGAAUGCGUGGGGCCAGCGGCCUCCACAGCACAUCCCGAGCAUCGACGAGAUCGAGGCCGGUAUGGCUGCCACGCGCGUCAGCGACAAGCGCGCGUCACAGCCCAAGCAGGUGAUGAGCCUCGAGGAGAUUGAGCGACAGCUCGUCGGUGCACCGCAGCCCCAGGCCAUCCCGGUGCCGGGACACCAGCGCAACAUGAGCCAACAGAUGCCAAUGGGCACGCCGCCAGCGCACGCAACCCCACCUCCUCAGCCGGGAAGCUACUCGCAGCAGGCGGUGCUCGACACGAUGUUCCCUGACCUCCGCCAAGGUCCUCCUCCUCCACCAGGGAUGGGCCCGUCGCCUGGCCCGCCUCCUGGCUCGCACCAGAAGUCGCCGGAGGAGAUCGCCGCUCUCGAAUCGCGCAUCGCCGCCAAGAUCGAGGGCAUGAGCAGGUUCAACAACUUGAUGGGCAACUCGGACAAGGACUUUAUCACGCGCAUCCAGCUGUCGCAGCUCGCCUCGAGCGAUCCAUACACCUCCGACUUUUAUGCGCAGGUCUUCUCAGCUCUUAAGCGGCAGCAGGCUCCUGACGGGGCCAAGGGACCAAACAUUGUGCAGGCCGCGCCGGGAAUGGGCUUUGGCGUCGGUGGCCCUGCGAACCGCUUCGGCAAGAUGGGCAACGCGUCGAUGCAGCGCCUGGCCACGCAGGUGCGCAAGCUCGUCGCCUCGAGCUCGAAGCGGCAGGCCAACAUGUCCAACGACGCGCUGCAGGGCGCUCUUGGCCGCGUGCCUGCCCGCCGCGGUGCACAGGCGGCCCCGCGUCCAGUCCUCAACGUCGGCAACUCCAAGGCGGUGCCCCACAAGCCCAUGCAGCAGCUCAACACGAGCUCCUCCGAGACGCGCCCUGCCCUGACCCGCAAGCAGGUCAUGUACGCUCUCGAGGAGCUGUACGACCUGGCACUCGACCUCGAGCAGAUGCGCCGCGACGCACCGCCACCGACCGACGUGCCCCGCGUCGAGGCAUGGAACGCUGCCUGCUCUGCCAAGGUCGAUGACCUGUGGCGCACCCUCAUGGUAAUGGAGCCGCUCGGCGUCAGCACGCCGCACCCCUUCAUCGCCCUCCUCAACCCGCUCAAGGGCCAGCGUCUAUUCCCCCGCCUCCUCCGCCACCUGCCCCACAACCAGGCUCUCACCCUCCUCACGCUUCUGGUAGCGACGUACCCCCAGCUCGACGUCGUGUCGCGCGCACCGCCUCCACCCGUCGCCGACGCGUCCCUCCUCACUAAGGCGGACCGCCUCGACCGCGCCCGUCGUGAGGCCGAGACCGACAGCUUCCUCCAGUACGUCGUGCCGGGCGUCGACGCCCUCAUCAACCAGUGCAACCUCGGCCUCGUGUCCGGCCUCCUCGGUAUCUGCUCGCAGCGUAUGGACCUGGGCCAGGUAGCGUCCACGCGCCCGGGCGUGGCGCUGUUCACGGCGCUCCUCUCGCGUGCGCAGAGCCUUCUUCGCGCACCACCAGAGUCCCUUCCCUCCGCCGACGAGAUGGAACAGUGGACCAAGACGUUUGCGUUCUUCCUCUACCACGUGCUGCCGAACCUUAAUGCGGCGUUCCCCAGCUCUGUGGCGCAGAAGGCAGCGUUCGGGCCAGGUGCAUACCUCCUCGAUCCCACGUCGCAGCUCGAGGGCGUCGAGCUCGAGCGCCGCGAGGCCGAGGCGUGGGGUUUCGCUGCGGCGCUGGCUGUGAAUGCGCCCGAGGAUCGGCAGACCGAGCUCGUUGGCGCGCUCCGCGACAAGAUUCUCCACGCCGUCCAGGCCGCGCGCGACCCGCACACCAACCGCGCACGUGCCGAGCUCAAGCUGCGCAAUGUCAACAUGUUCCUGCAUGGGCUGGGGCUGGACGCGUCCAUGAUCGAAUAG